CGAAAGAAGAGAAAUAGAGCAGUAGCGAAGUGGUAGAUUUUAUUCCUUUCUUUUCAGCUUUUUAGUACGAGUUUUCACUUGCUUGCGAACUCUUAUUUGAACAACAAAAACAAAAGCGAAAGCAAACACCCCGUCAUCAAUAACAAUAAGACCCGAUUCACUAACUGGGUCUUGUCCAGAUCUUGUAUUAGAACCUCACUUCAUUUUAACUUGUUGCUACAGUUUCAGGGUCAGGGUAUACAGCAUUUGUUCUCUAGAACUCUCAAUUUUCAGGGUUUCUGGCUUCUGGGUUUUUGAGAAGUUGGGGACUGCCUUCUGCUUUAGGUCUAUUAUCGGUGCAGUUAUGGAUUCCCCUCAAUCUGUUGUGUCACCAUUCAAGACCUCUGUUGGCUUUGAGACAGAGAAGCAGAAGUAUGAUUAUCCAGUUCAGAGCACUGGCAGCUUCUCCAAGGGAAUUGAGAUCCACAGAAACGAUGCUGUGGUUGGCAAUCUCGAAGAUUUUGUUGGUGUAGUUGAGGUUUACAUACACCAGGCUAGGGACAUCCAAAACAUAUGCAUUUACCACAAGCAAGAUGUUUAUGCAAAGUUUUGCCUGACUAGCGAUCCCGAGCACACUGUCUCCACCAAAAUCAUCAAUGGUGGUGGGAGGAAUCCAGUCUUCAAUGACAGUCUGCGGCUCAAUGUUAAGACUGUUGAUUCCUCCCUUAAAUGUGAGGUAUUCAUGAUGAGCAGGGUGAGGAAUUAUCUGGAGGAUCAGCUGUUAGGUUUCGCUCUGGUGCCUUUGUCCGAAGUACUAAUCAAUAAUGGGAAUUUGGACAAAGAGUUCUCUCUUUCUUCAACUGAUUUGUUCUACUCUCCCGCGGGGUUUGUUCAACUAUCUCUAUCAUACAGUGGAGCUUCACCAGAGGUAAUGGCGAUUCCAGCAAUACCCACUGCUUUAGCUGCAAAUGGAACUAUUCAGGAUUCAGAGAUACAGGAAUCACUUCCUUGUGAAUUCGAUAAGAUUGAGUUCCCGGAUCCAAAGGUUGUGAAUGAAAACCAGAUGAUGGUCUCUGAGUAUUUUGGAAUUCCAUGUUCCAGUCUGGAUUCUGAAGCCUCUGAGAGCUUGGCCACCUCUGAUACUGAAAAUUAUCUCAGUUCAGAAAAUGGAGUUCAUGUCGUGGAAAGCUUCUCAGCUGCCACUUCCGAUUCAAUUCAAGUUCCGAAGCUUGGCUCUCCUCCAAGCAGUGUGUCAACUAACGGUGUUUCUUCUCCUUCUGUUGAUGCAAGUUCAGAAACCUCUGACAGCCCAGCAGCUUCUAAAACACCGAAUCUGGACCAUGUCUCAGACCGUAAAGAGAGAGAGAGUACAAAUGUCAGAGAUGGUGAGACUGAUUCCUCUGGUGGAGCAUCAAAUGAGAAAAUUGCCAAACCUGUUAUUACAGUAAACAUUGAGCCGGAAACAAAUAUGGUUCAGCAGGACAUAGUAGACAUGUACAUGAAAAGCAUGCAACAAUUCACAGAGUCACUGGCCAAGAUGAAGCUUCCUUUGGACAUUGAAAGUGGACCAACUAGUUCAGGAAGUUCGAGCUCUGAUAAGAAUGUGCAGGCAUCAAAGAACACUGGUUCCCGUGUGUUUUAUGGGAGUAGAGCUUUCUUCUGAGCUUUGAGUUUUCUAUUUCAGAGGAAAACACACAGGUGACUUUGACUUUAGCUUGGUGACUAAACUAAUAGUGAAGUGUAAUAAUGUAUCAUGUAGUGUGUUGUUUCCUUCUGUAUGUUGAGAGACGGGGAAAUCAUGACUUGUACGUGUUAUCAGCUUUGUUUCAUAACAACUGCUGUUAUACAUGAAAAUUCCCUCUUUCGUUGUUACUUUCCUCUAUGUUUAUUCAAGUUUUAAUAAUUAUGAAAUUGAUUUUCAUCUAA
This is a messenger RNA of Populus trichocarpa (black cottonwood), 1905 nucleotides long. RefSeq lists its product as uncharacterized. The record is from RefSeq and is a predicted model, not a curated record. Lineage: Eukaryota; Viridiplantae; Streptophyta; Magnoliopsida; Malpighiales; Salicaceae. Bases 344 to 1642 code for a protein of 432 amino acids. The transcript has 3 exons.